GAAGUCGCUGUGACGACAGCUUGGGGCGGGGCCGAAACGGUCCAGGGGGCGGGCGUUUGAAAUCAGUGCCUUCGAGUAGACUCCAAACAUCAUUUUAUACCUUCAAGAACCAAUUACUUAAUGUCUUUCCCGUCUUUUCCUUCCCCGACCCCCUCCCAGACUCCUUCAUUCCGGCACUGCGUGGACGGAAAGCCUCGGGUAGCCACCACCACGUCCCCUGCUAGCGGGAGAGAGCGUAGAAAAGGAUUACACCAAACUGUAAAGCCAACGGCUCCGGCUUCCAUCCUUUCUCCUGAGCUAGACCCAACCAGCCUAGAGAGUUGGGCUACGGAAAAGCUAGUGUUUUCAUUUAAUUGGAUAUGAAGAAAGAACAAAUAAUGUACGGGGGCAACCACGAUCUUUAUAAAGAACAUAAGUUCCAGGAAAGCAGGAACCUUGUCUCUCUUGUUCACUGGGGUAUCCUCUGCAUGUAGAACAGUGCCUGGCACAUUAUAGGUACCAAAUUUUGAGUUAAAUACUACGCUGAAGAUACUCUCUGUUACAUUUGGAUCACCCAUUCAGAUCUUGGUAACUCAAGAUCUCAGGACAACGGAGCCAGGAAUCAACGAAAGAACAUAACAGAGACAGCUGCCAUCAGUGCCUGGACAGACCUGCUGUCCAGGGUGGAGUUUCUCUGGCAAACCCACAAGUCUAAGAAAGACUAUCAUUUCAUUUACAACACAGUUGGUAGACAGUGCUGUUUCAUAGAUGCAUCAACCUUUUUUCUAGAAAAAAAAAAAAGUAGUAUUUUCCUGCAUUUCAAGUAUCUGAACAUACCUGAACACUGGGAGUUUGCUGCUAAUUAAAUUGAAAUUAUGAAGUCUAAGGCCAACCGUGCUCAAAAUCCAAAUUGUAGCAUAAUGAUAUUUCAUCCAACCAAAGAAGAAUUUCAUGAUUUUGACAAAUACAUCGCUCACAUGGAAUCCCAGGGAGCACACCGGGCUGGCCUGGCCAAGGUAGUUCCACCCAAGGAGUGGAAGGCCAGACAGACCUAUGAUGACAUUGGGGACAUCUUGAUAGCCACUCCCCUCCAGCAGGUGGCCUCUGGGCAGGCAGGAGUGUUUACUCAAUACCAUAAAAAGAAGAAAGCCAUGACCGUGAGGCAGUACCACCACCUGGCCAACAGCGAGAAAUACCGGACCCCCGAGCACCUGAACUUCGACGACUUGGAGCGUAAGUACUGGAAGAGCCGUCUCUACCACUCGCCGAUUUAUGGCGCUGACAUCAGCGGCUCCUUAUUCGACCAAAGCACGAAGCAGUGGAACCUGGGCCACCUGGGCACCAUCCAGGAUCUGCUGGAACAGGAGUGCGGCGUGGUCAUCGAGGGCGUGAACACCCCCUACCUGUACUUCGGCAUGUGGAAGACCACGUUCGCAUGGCACACGGAGGACAUGGACCUGUACAGCAUCAACUACCUGCAUUUCGGGGAGCCCAAGACAUGGUACGCAGUGCCCCCCGAACACGGCCAGCGCCUGGAACGCCUGGCCAGGGAGCUGUUCCCGGGCAGUGCCCGGGGCUGCGAGGCCUUCUUGCGGCACAAGGUGGCCCUCAUCUCGCCCACGGUCCUCAGGGAGAACGGGAUUCCCUUUGGUCGCAUGACGCAGGAGGCCGGCGAGUUCAUGGUGACCUUCCCCUAUGGCUACCACGCCGGCUUCAACCACGGCUUCAACUGCGCGGAAGCCAUCAACUUCGCCACGCCGCGGUGGAUCGACUAUGGCCAAGUGGCCUCACAGUGCAGCUGUGGGGAGGCCCGGGUCAGCUUUUCCAUGGAUGCCUUCGUGCGCAUCCUUCAGCCUGAGCGCUACGAGCUGUGGAAACGUGGGCAAGAUCUGACGAUGGUGGAGCACAGUGAGCCCAGGACGCUGGCUGGUCAGGAGCUGCAUGCUUGGAGGAAGGACCAGGGGCCCAGGAGAGCCGCGGAAGGCCUGAGGCCUCUCCACAAGCGCCGGGUGGGACGCCCCCGUCGCACUGUGGCCUCUAGUGUUGGGACUCACCACGGAGCCCUCUUGGAUCCUGUGUCCCUUCCCAGUGAUGCUGUCACCCAGCCCAGAGACACUUCUGACCACACCUCCCCACAGCUCAGCUCAGCCUUCCAACCCACCCCAGACUCCUCUUCCCAAAUUCUCCACCCAUCAACUGGCAGACGUGGUCGUGGUCGUGGUCGUGGUUGUGGUGGUGGCAACAGUGGUGGUGGCCGUGGUCGUGGUGGUGGCCGUGGUCGUGGUGGCCGUGGACGUGGCAGUGGCCGUGGUGGUGGUCGUCCUCCUCGUGAACUGGGGACUCAGGAACCCACCAUCAGGGCUCCAGCCAAGAGGCGCCUCUCAGGAACUGCACGCCCUGGGCAGGACCCUGCGUGCCAGCCCCUGUUUGCUGAUGUAUCUCUGGUGCUCAACUCUGACCACUGAGCCUUGGGCUCCAGCGUCCUGCCAAGGCUUCCAGAUGCUGCUGAGCUCCUCUCCCCAAUCUCCCCUGCCACCUUUCUACUCCUGCUGUUUGGAGUCUUGCAGGGAAUGGUUGUAUUUACAUCUCUGAGCUUUGGGCAAGUUUUCAAGACAAUGAUGGUGUCUGAGAGCGCUGCCUCUGAUGUCAUGACCCUGCUGAGUUCUUGGUAUCAAGGCCACUGUGCUUUGUUCUUGCUUCCAGACUCGACUGCCUUUGGACAUUUCUGACCUCUGUCUCCAGCCAAGGUUUCAUCCACUAGGCACUGGAGUCUCUGUGCACGAAGUCCCCAGAGGUUGCCCCAACUUGGUUUAUCCCAGACUCCAGUUCUCUGAGUCAAUGGUGGAGGCUGGGGAACUGCUGAAGAAUCCUAGGCACUGGUUCUCCUUCAGUCUCCCUCCCUUUUUUCUUCCCCUUCUCUUCACCCAGUUCUUGCAAAGUGAGGUGCUUUAGACUAAUUAGUUCAAUGGAGCCACACACACACACACACACAUACACACACAAAUGUAUGACCUCUCUAAGUUAUUGAUGUAUUUAUAACAUGUUGUCAUCAGUAUUUGUUCACAAAUAUAUUAAAGGUAACCAAAUUUAAAAUAUGACUUGUUAUUAAUUUUAUAGUUUGAAUCAAAUGGAGGCUGUUCUUUGCACUUAAUAAUUAUUUUCAGAACAUUUAAGACAAAACUGAGCUUUAUGGGCUGGUGGCUUCCUGUGGUGGUAGACAAUGAGUUUGGGGGAUGGUUAUUGGUUUCUGGC
This is a messenger RNA of Tupaia belangeri chinensis (Chinese tree shrew), 3231 nucleotides long. RefSeq names its product lysine demethylase 4D (gene KDM4D). Lineage: Eukaryota; Metazoa; Chordata; Mammalia; Scandentia; Tupaiidae. Gene Ontology annotation, biological process: regulation of gene expression; chromatin remodeling. The transcript has 3 exons. The coding region runs from base 855 to 2444 and encodes 529 amino acids. The record is from RefSeq and is a predicted model, not a curated record. Gene Ontology annotation, cellular component: nucleus; chromatin. Gene Ontology annotation, molecular function: histone H3K9 demethylase activity.